Suillus plorans is the source of this 525-nucleotide messenger RNA. RefSeq lists its product as uncharacterized. The transcript has 3 exons. The record is from RefSeq and is a predicted model, not a curated record. NCBI's taxonomy places the organism in Eukaryota, Fungi, Basidiomycota, Agaricomycetes, Boletales, Suillaceae. The coding region runs from base 1 to 525 and encodes 174 amino acids.
AUGAUCAACUCUGUUGACCCCAGCGAGCCUGCUUCGUCAAGCAGCUCUCAGGUCCACAUCCCGAGCCAGCCUGAAAUGGUCGGCAAACAAUCCUCACUAUCCCCACCUCGCAGAUUUCGGGAAGUUAUCAACGAGUUCGCCGCUUCCCUAACACUGAGUUUAGUGCUCGAGAAUAAGGGUAAUGUCGCUCGUGAUCAUCUUGCAUCAGAGCGAACCUAUCUUGCCUACGUUCGUACCAGUCUCGCAUGCGCAAGUGCUGGAGUAGGUGAGACCGUGAUGUAUGCAAAUACCCAUGGUCAAGGAGAUAUUGUUCCACAGCGUUUUGCUCGACCACUUGGCGCCACGGUGGUGCUCUUGGGUUUGUUCAUCCUAAUUUAUGGCCUCGUGCGCUACUUCAUGACCCAGGCGGCCCUCGUACGGGGUUUCUUCCCGGUGGCACGUAAUUCCAUUGCUGCCCUGGCAUUUGCCCUUGGGGCCGUCGUUGGCAUCGUUUUUGGGGUAUUAGUUGCUGAAACUCGGGGCUAA